Rhopalosiphum padi (bird cherry-oat aphid) is the source of this 2533-nucleotide messenger RNA. RefSeq names its product failed axon connections (gene fax). The coding region runs from base 292 to 1443 and encodes 383 amino acids. The transcript is spliced from 7 exons. The record is from RefSeq and is a predicted model, not a curated record. Gene Ontology annotation, cellular component: cytoplasm. NCBI's taxonomy places the organism in Eukaryota, Metazoa, Arthropoda, Insecta, Hemiptera, Aphididae.
GAUGCGCGUGCGUGCCGGGUUAGCGUCACUCUUGACCAACGCGAUACCCGGCUGCACCGACCCGUGCUCCAGCCGCCGCCGACGCUUGUCAUUCGUGCAUUCGAAGUCGCGUCCUUUUCCUGCCGGUACGUGUUUACUUGAUCUCUGUUGUAUUUCAGUUUAACUGCCGUUGCCGCUGCGCACCGCUUAGAUAGCAGCGCGUGUACACUGCCCGCCAACCCCCGUAGCAGAACGUAGCGCCGUGCAAAUCAGUCGACUACUAUCGCACUACACUACACAAGAACCAUAAAAAUGACUACGGCGACUACGGAAGAGACCAAGAACGUCCCGCAAGACGUCAAGGAACCGGUGAAGGACGGUGCAGACGCCGUUGCCGAAACCAACAACAAACAGACAGAGAAUAAUGACAAGAAACCAGCAGUAGCAGAAAAGGAUGACAAAGUUGCAGCCCCUGCUGCUCCGGUCGAACCGCCGCAACCAAAGUUCUCCGUGAAAAAACAGAACUUCGAUAAGGACGUUGUAUACCUGUACCAGUUCUCGCGCACUCCUGUUAUUCCAUCCAUGUCACCGUACUGCUUGAAGGUGGAGACAUGGCUGAGGCUGGCUGGACUCAAAUACGAGAAUGUCGACCACAAAAUGAAACAUCGUUCCAAAAAAGGACAAUUACCAUUUAUUGAAUUGAAUGGUGAAGAAAUUGCUGAUAGUACUCUAAUUAUUAAAGAGCUUAGUCAGAAAUUUGGCAAAGACAUUGAUGCUGCAUUGAGCCAAGAUCAACGUAACAUAUCACACGCUAUGAUAUCGAUGAUUGAGAAUAAACUCGUUUGGGUUAUAACAUGGUGGAAGACAAAAACUCCAGAAAAUGUUAUCAAAGGAUACAAAGUGAAUUUGCAACAUGCGCUUGGUACAUGGGUUCCAAAUGGAGUUCUCAAUUUCUUGUUCAAGCACAGUUAUAGUCGAAAGGGAUUAAAAAAAGUUAAAGCUCAAGGAAUUGGAGUUCAUAAGCCUGAAGAGAUUUUGGAAUUUGGACAAAACGAUCUUAAAGUUUUAUCUGAUGUUUUAGGCGACAAACUGUAUUUCUUUGGAAAUGAACCUUCAACUCUGGACGUAGUGGCUUUUGCAAACUUGGCACAAUUGUUCUUUUUAGACAAAGAUGUUGAAUGUCAAUUACGAGACUAUUUAGUGGAUAAUUUCGGAAAUUUAGUAGAACACACAAACCGCAUUAAGGAACGGUGUUUCCCUGAUUGGGAAGACAUGUGUAAGAACCUAGACUUAAACAGCCACUUGCCAAAACCACCACCAGUUGAAGAAAAGCCUAAAGAAGAUGGAGACAAGAAGGCUGCAGAAAACAAAAAUACUGAAAAGGAAGCUAAAGAAACGUCUGAUGAAAAAGUGAGUGAAGGUGAUGGAAAAAAAGAAGGAGAGAAAGAACCAGAAGACAAAUGAGCGAUAUUUGCACUGGUUACAAUAAAGCAGACUCAUCACCAUCAUUUUAAAUUAAGCGAUUUCACCAACACUUUCGACCCAUCAUUAUACUAUUGACUUAAAAUGAAAAAAAUCAUACAUGAUGUAUUAAUAAGUUACAUAAAUGUUAUAUGAAAACAUAUAAUUAAUACCCACAAUCCAAUUUUUUUUAUGAACUGAUUUUUUGUGCUCGGCAACAAUAAUUUAUACGUAUUUGUGUUGUCGAGCAAAUAUGUUUCAUAAAAUUGACUCCAUUUAAUUAUUAAUACUAUAAAAAUUCUUUAUAAAAAAAAAAAAAAAAAUACAAUUUAUUACUGGGAGACAACUCUGAAGCUCAGGUAUUAACCUAAUGCAUAACUCUUAAGUAUAUUAAUUAUAAUUAAUUAUCCAUUUUAUUUAUGUGUUAAGACUUGUUUGUUUGUUUGGGCCUACGCUUUAAUUUAAAUGGGGACCAGACAAAUAGGACCUCGAUAAAAUUCCGCUUAGCUAUACAUAUUAUAUAACAUUUUAUUAUUAUUUUUUUAAUUAAUGAAAACGUUGAAAAUCCAAUAUUUCCUAUUUCGGUGACAAUAUCCUCUCUGUAUGAUGUAAAUUUUUCUACCAUUUAUAUAAUUUUAUACAUAUUAUUAUAUAUAUUUUAUGUUUUUAAGUGUAUAAAUUAAUUUAUUAUUUAAGUAAAAAAACGAACAAGAACGAAAUUCUACUGUUAACACCUUUUUGUGUAUGUUUGAAAUCGAUACAUAUUUCAUACUUUCUUCCUCUCCCCCUUUUGGCUUUUCGGCAAGUAUCGAAACGCUAACCUAACUAGUAAUAAUAUAUAAUUCUCAUAGCAUAUUCAUGUUCUAAAAAUAAACUACUCACUUAUAAUUAUAUAUAUGUGUAUAUUUACACACACACAUAUAUAUAUAUAAUAACUAUAUAUUAUUAAUAUUGAAUUUUUUUUUAUAAUUUAUUUUAUACUUUUACUACUAUCAUUCAAGUAUAAUGGGAAGAAUCUCGUUUGUAUGAUUUUUUUUUUAUAUAUAAUUUUAUUAAGCCUUUAAGAAUAAAACAAAACUGCAAAAUAUUUAAA